GAGAGGCAGUCCGCCAAUUAUCGCGAUGGACGCAGGAAACUCAGCAUGAGCCUUUCCUUCUUCCCUUCCAAUUCCUGUCGCUGUGGAGCCUGUAGCCACCGCCACAGGGAACAGCGGAAUAAGUCUCUUCAUUCUUCAGCCUAGCGCUUUCCGACAUAUAUAUAUUUCCACCCGACAAGUUGCUCUAAAUAAAGACGGCACUUUUUCCAUUCGGAUAACGGAGACUAGAGCAAAUGGAGAUGAUCUGAAGGAAACCCGAUGGACACUGAACAGUCCUCUUCCCAUCACUUCCAUUUAAUCCACUGUAGGUACUUGUGAAUGUUCCACGUGCGUGUUAACAGUCUACACAGCGCGCAACUCCAUGCGCGCGACUCCAAUGUGAACGAGUCCAGCAAUAACUCGUGGGAAGCAGUGCACACAUUUCACUGGAUCGUUUGGCUGGGAUUUUCAGCAUGGCAUACCCUCAGGGCUACUUGUACCAGGCGUCCACCCCUCUGGCUCUCUACUCGUGUCCUUCAUACGGAUCGAGCGCGCUGGCGGCGCCGCGAGCGGAUGAGCUGAGCAGGGGAAACUCCAGCUCCUCGGGGUCUGCGUUUGCACCGUACGCGGGAUCUACAGCUUUCACCAGCCAAACUCCAGCCUUCAACUCGCUCCAGUACGGUUCAGAGCCUGCAUCCGCACCACAGUUCUCCUCAUUCGUGGGUUCCCCAUAUGAGCCGUCCCCAGGUCUGGCCGCCUCUUUGAGCUAUGCGCAUCCGUACGGAGCGCCGCUGGGCGCGUUUCCGCUUGGAGAUCCCGCAUACCGGAAGAAUGCCACGCGGGACGCCACCGCAACGCUUAAGGCCUGGCUGAGCGAGCACAGGAAGAACCCGUACCCCACUAAGGGGGAAAAGAUCAUGCUGGCCAUCAUCACCAAAAUGACCCUCACCCAAGUGUCCACCUGGUUCGCCAACGCGCGCAGGAGACUGAAGAAGGAGAACAAGAUGACCUGGACCCCACGGAACAGAAGCGAGGACGAAGAUGAAGAAGAUAAUAUCGAUUUGGAAAAAAACGAUGAUGAAGAUGAGCCAAUUAAGGCAGUCGAAAUGGCAGAGUCGACCAAAGAAUUAGGCCUUCCCGGUAGUCCAGGACUAAUCACGACCGAGAAGCACACAGAACACACCGAUGAUGAAGAGGGUCGUGUUAUUAAUGACACCUCCGCUCGGAAAGAUGGUGAGCCGCAGACUGGAUGCGAUUCUUCAUCACCCACGACCUCCUCUUUUCAAGGUGGUCCGGAGAGUGGGCUGGAGACGCAUACAGAUCAGGGAAACACUCCAAAAGCAGUGAAGCCCUCCGGAGAGAGCGGCCUUGGUACAUCUGUCAUUCAUUCCACGAACUCGGCCCCCAAACCCAAACUGUGGUCUUUGGCCGAGAUCGCCACGUCGGAUAAGCCGUGUGGUGAGCGGCUCCAAACAUGCAGAGCCGCUCAGAGUCCGGUCAUCAUCAGCACGGGCACCUUCUCCCCCUCCAGGUCGCCCACACGGGGUCCUCUCCUCCCCAGGCACUUCUACUACGCUUCAGCUUUUUAUCCCGCUUUCACGAACUACAGCGCGUUCGGGCCGACUGGCCGCGCCUCCAGCUCCGGAUUAAGCGAAGCGGCGCUGCACAGAGCAGCCAGAGGAAACACACCGGCCGACAUGUGCAAAGAGCUGGCACAGGGGGACACGCACUCCAAGCGUUAAAUUUCUUCCAUCGGUUUUAUUCCGUUUAUUUAUGCUGUCUGGGAUGAGAAACUGGAUUUUCUUUAGAUAAGAGUGAUAAUGAAGAGAAAAUCGGGGUUGCCGUAUAGCCCACUUGUGACUGCACAUCAGGUGUAAAUGAAGCUUUUUGUAUUCGAAAGGGAAUUUUAUGAAAUGUAAUGAUUGAAAUACUAUAAAGUGAAAUAUUGCUUCUUUGCUAAUCCGUCCACGUGAAAGCAGAGCGGCGCAAAAGGCCAAAGUCAAUUCACUAUUUUACAUUUCUAUAGGUUCUAGCUCACCUUUUGUUUUAUUGAUUCUUGGGUAUUUAAACGCCUCUACCAUUCGAGGCAUUUAAAUUUUAGGAUAACUUAAAAUCUUGAAACGAAUAUGUUUCCUUUCUAACAGAUAUAAUGAUUUUGUUGUAAGGCUAUUAUUGAUCAUUAAUACAUGCAAUAGAGUGGAAUUACGGUUGAAUUAAGGUUUUAUUCACAGUUUUAUCAGUUGGUUAUAUAACAGAGAUUUUGUGUGGCCAAUAAAUUAUAUAUUGUUUGAUUUAACUUUCCCUGACAGAGUGUUAACAAAUCAUACUGUGGACAGUAAUUUGUUGAUUUAGCAGGGAAAGGUUAACUGUACAUAUCCAGAAUGCUUUCACUGAGGGUUUCUCUUUCUUUUUGCCAUCCGCAAGAUGUGAUUAACACCUGGACUAAGUUACAGUGGAGAAACAUGAGCACUGGUCCUUUUUGGUGUCGGAUUUUGAAACUCAUAGUGGAUGUUUAGCAUGAAAUUCUGAACCUCAUCUGUCAUCCAAUAUCAGAACAAAAUCUUUUUAUAGUGGAACAUUUUCAGAAAAUAUACAGAUUUCAGCACUGUAAGCAGAUGUCUAUUAUUACAUUCGUCAAAGACUGUGUAUAUGUUACUGCUUUGCUUUUAGGCAAAACACUGAAUAUCUUAAAAACUGUCCUUCUUUUCAUAAUUUCAUGGGUGAAGCAAGAGUUUUAAUAUUUAGAGUGCAGAUUUAUAAUUGAGAGAUUAUGGCACAUGGUUUAGUGGAUGAGAUAUUAAAUUCAUGCUCCACAAACCAUCAUCUUAUAAAAUGUGUUUUGCUAUAUUCCAUCAAUGUAGCAACAGUAAGGGGCUAAAAAUGCCCAAAAGGCCAUUUUAAAAGGGAUUAAAUGUGUAAGUUCAAAAUUUAGUAAACUCUACAGAAGAAAAAUGGGAUUAUCUCAGAUUCCCUAUUACCACUGGCAUUGCAGGGUCCAACAGCAACAAACAUCAGAGAAUCGUCUCAGGCCUCAUGGCUUACAGAGGUAAUGCCACUUUUCUGCUCACAAAGCCCUGAAAAGAAGCAGCAGCAUCUUAGAAAGAGACAUAAUCCCUUUGGUAAAAUCAAAGUUGGAGUCUGGUAUAUAAACAUGGUGAAGAGCUAUUUUUUAGUUCUAUGGUUACAAAAAAGUGUAAUGGAGGAAAGCUGGGCAUAUACGUUCCUUCUAAUAUUACAUGCCAUAUUAUAACUUCCCACUUCUUUUACUGUUCCAUGUUUGCUGUGAUACUCUGAAGGGUUUUUAUGACAAGGAUUUAUUUUUCACUCAAGGGUAUUUUCAGAGACACAUUACACUCGGUGUAUUCAGUGCAUUUUUAGAAAACUUACUGCAGAUGUCAGGAAUGCAAACGGCAGCUCGGGUAAGUGCUAACCAAAACAAGUCCCAAUGAUGAGCCAUCUGAAAAAUCUAUGCCCACUUAUACAGUUUUCUUUCUCUUUCCACUACCCAGACAACUUGUUCAUGUUCAUUUAAUAUAAAUGUCAAAUUAGCAUUGUAACUUAGAAUAAUUGGAAGGAGAAUAUUUUUCCUCAUAUUAUACUAAUCAUAGACCAAUAUUUAAAACUGAGAUUUAAAGCGAUGUAGUUAAGGCCAUAUUACAAGGUUAGAUUGUAAAAGAGCUUAAAAUGUUCAAAUGGUAUUAAAGGAACUCAUUUUUUGGAACGUGUCUUAUAAAGAUGAAGUCAUAGGAAAGUAAGAUGAAAAUGUGAUGACAGAGCUGUAAGAACAAAUAGAGGACAAAGUGUUCAACAUGACAGUGAGUGAACUACAGAAAGCAUGGCUGUAAUUUAUCGCUCACCUUCAUGGUCUACCCUGUAGCACAGGAAAGUGAAACUAAUUGAGGCAUUAAACAACAUUUUACAACAGAGAAAAAUAUGACAUUAAUGGAAAUGGUUAUUCCAUACCCUGAGAAGUAAGACGAGCAGAAAGGAAGAGUCAGUGUGAGAAAAGCACGCUGUCCAUCCCUCUUUCCUCUCACCACCUCCUCCUUCUAAUCAAUACAGUCAGGUCAGAGCACAACAUGCACGCUUUGGCUCGUAACUAAAGAGUGUGUAAGGCUUUUAAAAGCAUUGAUUCUGGACCGAUCGAUGGCGACUAAGGAGACUUUUCCUGCAUAGUGAGAAGGCACUAACGGCCAGCUGAUGGGCAGGAUGGCUGAAUUGCAAAGGUGUUGUUUAUAUUAACUUGUGGAUUCAUCAGUUCGAGGUCAGACUGAAAGGAAGAUUAUCUCUGUGAUUACUCAAAACUCUCACUUUGUUCCAAUUUUGACAGAGGUUAUGGAGAAGAAAUUUGGAUUUCUAACAUUAUUUACAUCAUAUUAUUUUAGAUUUAUCUUCCCUUAAACUAAACUGAAACCGAUUUAUUUUUAAACAGAAAUUUCGACUGCACUUAUAUUAAGCCCUCCUGUGUAUUCUGUCUAAUCAGCCUCACUGCAUCAAAUGUGCAAGUCCUCCAGGCAUUAGCAAAUAGAUUUCAUUUAAGGCCCAAAAUGUCCAGAGACACUGAUGGCUCAAUUUACUCAAUAAUACAUGGGAGGCGGUCUUUAAAAUAAUAUUGACUUAAAUGCUACAGCACAGCACAGCAGCGCAGACAGGCGUUACGAGAUGGAGGUGUUUUAAGCAGGCAGCUGUGCGAGCGCCUCAGGGCUUCUCUCUAAUUGAAAGGAUCAUUAGAAGCAGGAGUUGCCUCGAUGUCCCUCAGCAGCUCCUCUUCAAGCAAACAAAUAUGCCACGCACUGCAAAGCCACUCCAGCUAAACACAUGACUGCUGUUGUCACAUGCUCCAUGUGAUAAGAAUGUCUGGCGAAGGGAUGAUGGUAGUGCAAAGAAUGAAUGGCUAAUUAAAAGCUACCAUCUUGGACUGUUUUUGAGCACAAGGUCCUGUUUAGAGUAAAAGAACAGGUAGACUAAUAAAAAAAAAAGAACAUAUAUGCUCACUUCUACACAGGAAGAAUUUUCUCCCGAUAACACAAUGAAUGAGAAUCAGGGCAUCAUACUGAUUACCCUAUCAAAUAUUUCUGGAGCAUAACUGAGGCAUAAUCACUGUGAUAAAUCUCAACUGUCAUUGUUUUGUUUUCUUUGAAAGCUGAAGUGUCCACUUUAUAGACAUUAACCGUAAUUUCAAAGUUAUUAUGUUGCUCUAAAUCUGCUUGUAAAGAUAUAUGAGAAAUUAUUUCAGACACUGUAUAUUUUGUGUAAUAAUAAGGCAUCAGCUUUUGUGCACUCAUGUCAUCUCACUCCUGAGGCACUUGGUUAAGGUCAAGAGAAGUGAAUAUAUUUGGGAAAUUGGACCAGUUUGAAUAGCAGUGCUUGAAGGCUUAAUAGCUCUGUAUAACAUAGCGUGCCUAAUCUUUAUUGUACUGUGCCCUCUGAAAACAAUUGACAAAGAGUGCCUCUGUAUUCACUAGGGCAGCCUUGAGUUAUCAUAUUUAAAAUACAUUUAUUCUAAGUCAAUUUCCAAGAUUGUUUAGCAGCACUGGAAACAAUAACAUCACAGAGUACUG
Tachysurus fulvidraco (yellow catfish) is the source of this 5540-nucleotide messenger RNA. It is a transcript of the gene irx5b, whose product is annotated as iroquois homeobox 5b. The transcript is spliced from 3 exons. Gene Ontology annotation, molecular function: DNA-binding transcription factor activity, RNA polymerase II-specific; RNA polymerase II cis-regulatory region sequence-specific DNA binding. Lineage: Eukaryota; Metazoa; Chordata; Actinopteri; Siluriformes; Bagridae. The coding region runs from base 453 to 1721 and encodes 422 amino acids. The record is from RefSeq and is a predicted model, not a curated record. Gene Ontology annotation, biological process: neuron differentiation; cell development; regulation of transcription by RNA polymerase II. Gene Ontology annotation, cellular component: nucleus.